Panicum hallii is the source of this 1048-nucleotide messenger RNA. RefSeq names its product electron transfer flavoprotein subunit beta, mitochondrial. Gene Ontology annotation, molecular function: electron transfer activity. The coding region runs from base 136 to 903 and encodes 255 amino acids. The record is from RefSeq and is a predicted model, not a curated record. Gene Ontology annotation, cellular component: cytosol. The transcript has 4 exons. Lineage: Eukaryota; Viridiplantae; Streptophyta; Magnoliopsida; Poales; Poaceae.
CCAAACUGGUGAUGACUGCUGAGUCAGAAAUAGUGUGAGACUCGAAUUCGCAACUGCUCGCCAGCAGCUCAUCAGUGCUCAUCCCCUGCUGCCUACUUCCAGACCCAGUAAGCGGAGGACGCCGCCGCCGCCGACAUGAAGAUCCUGGUCGCCGUCAAGCGGGUGGUAGACUACGCCGUGAAGGUGCGCGUCAGGCCGGACCGGACGGGCGUGGAGACGGCCAACGUCAAGAUGUCCAUGAACCCCUUCUGCGAGAUCGCCGUGGAGGAGGCGCUCCGCCUCCGCGAGGCCGGCGCCGCCGCCGAGGUCGUCGCCGCCACCAUCGGCCCCACCCAGUCAACCGACACGCUGCGCACCGCGCUCGCGAUGGGCGCCGACCGCGCCGUCCACGUGCUCCACGACCCCGACCCCGCGCGGCCGCUCCUCCCGCUCGCCGUCGCCAAGAUCCUCCGCGCCGUCGCGCUCCAGGAGAAGCCCGGCCUCGUCAUCCUCGGCAAGCAGGCAAUUGAUGAUGAUUGCAACCAGACUGGACAAAUGCUAGCUGGAUUACUUCAGUGGCCCCAGGGAACCUUUUCCUCUAAGGUACUAUUGGACAAAGAGAAACAAAAAGUUACUGUGGAGAGAGAGGUUGAUGGUGGAAUUGAAACCAUCUGCCUUGAUUUGCCCGCAGUGAUCACCACGGAUUUGAGACUCAACCAGCCAAGAUAUGCAACUUUGCCAAACAUAAUGAAGGCAAAAUCUAAAGUUAUUAAAAAAGUCACCCCUGAAGAGCUCAGUGUAGAUAUUAGAUCAGACAUGGAGGUCAUUGAGGUCAACGAACCGCCGAAAAGGAAAGCAGGGGUAAUUCUUUCAUCUGUCGACGAGCUCCUUGACGAGUUGAAAAAUGAAGCACGUGUCUUAUAACAAUUUCACUGACGUUCAUGUAUGUAAGCUACAAUAAGAAUGUCUCUCCAAAUGUUCAAGCCAUUUGCCAAUAAAAAGGAGGAAUGUGUUUCCAUAAACCAAAUAAGGUGCUAUUCCAGAAAUAUCUACCUGCGGAAUUAACACU